CAGCAACAACAAGGUGAACAAGCUGCAGCUAUAGAACAGCAACAACCACAACAGCAGCAACAACAAGGUGAACAAGCUGCAGCUCAAGAACAGCAACAACCACCACAGCAACAACAACAGCAACAACCACAACAGCAACAACAACAGCAACAACCACAGCAGCAACAGCAGCAACAGCAGCAACAACAAGGUGAACAAGCUGCAGCUAUAGAACAGCAACAACCACAGCAGCAGCAACAACAAGGUGAACAAGCUGCAGCUAUAGAACAGCAACAACCACAACAGCAGUAGCAGCAACAACAAGGUGAACAAGCUGCAGCUCAAGAACAGCAACAACCACCACAGCAACAACAACAGCAACAACCACAACAGCAACAACAACAGCAACAACCACAGCAGCAACAGCAGCAACAGCAGCAACAACAAGGUGAACAAGCUGCAGCUAUAGAACAGCAACAACCACAGCAGCAGCAACAACAAGGUGAACAAGCUGCAGCUAUAGAACAGCAACAACCACAACAGCAACAGCAGCAACAACAAGGUGAACAAGCUGCAGCUAUAGAACAGCAACAACCACAGCAGCAGCAACAACAAGGUGAACAAGCUGCAGCCAUAGAACAGCAACAACCACAACAGCAGUAGCAGCAACAACAAGGUGAACAAGCUGCAGCUAUAGAACAGCAACAACCACAACAGCAGUAGCAGCAACAACAAGGUGAACAAGCUGCAGCUAUAGAACAGCAACAACCACAACAGCAGUAGCAGCAACAACAAGGUGAACAAGCUGCAGCUAUAGAACAGCAACAACCACAACAGCAGUAGCAGCAACAACAAGGUGAACAAGCUGCAGCUAUAGAACAGCAACAAUUAACCACAACAGCAGUAGCAGCAACAACAAGGUGAACAAGCUGCAGCUAUAGAACAGCAACAACCACAACAGCAGUAGCAGCAACAACAAGGUGAACAAGCUGCAGCUAUAGAACAGCAACAACCACAACAGCAGUAGCAGCAACAACAAGGUGAACAAGCUGCAGCUCAAGAACAGCAACAACCACAACAGCAGUAGCAGCAACAACAAGGUGAACAAGCUGCAGCUAUAGAACAGCAACAACCACAACAGCAGUAGCAGCAACAACAAGGUGAACAAGCUGCAGCUCAAGAACAGCAACAACCACAACAGCAGUAGCAGCAACAACAAGGUGAACAAGCUGCAGCUAUAGAACAGCAACAACCACAACAGCAGUAGCAGCAACAACAAGGUGAACAAGCUGCAGCUCAAGAACAGCAACAACCACAACAGCAGUAGCAGCAACAACAAGGUGAACAAGCUGCAGCGCUAUAGAACAGCAACAACCACCACAGCAACAACAACAGCAACAGCCACAACAGCAACAAUCACAAGGUGAACAAGCUGCAGCUAUAGAACAGCAACAACCACCACAGCAACAACAACAGCAACAACCACAACAUCAACAAUCACAAGGUGAACAAGCUGCAGCUAGUACAGCAACAACCACCACAGCAGCAGCAGCAACCUUAGGACCAACAAAAACCAAAACCACAGGAGCAACCUCAAGGUUAAACUUUAAAAUAAUUCGUGUAAAACUUAAUAUAGAAUGAAUAAAAGCAACCUCCAAACCUUCAUCAGGUAGUCUAAGGACAAAUGGAUAUGAAGGAAAUAUAGCAUAUAAAACAAAAAAGUACCAUGGUAACCAUGUUUUUUUUUUGGUCCAAAUUACCAUCCACCAUUCGAACCAGCAUGUUGACCACGGUAUCAAAUAAUGAAAUUAUCAUUAUAUGAUACAUGGUAAUUUGCCCCCCCCCCC
Strongylocentrotus purpuratus (purple sea urchin) is the source of this 1826-nucleotide messenger RNA. Its product is annotated as ataxin-8-like. Lineage: Eukaryota; Metazoa; Echinodermata; Echinoidea; Camarodonta; Strongylocentrotidae. The record is from RefSeq and is a predicted model, not a curated record. The annotation marks the transcript as partial. The transcript has a single exon.